AUGAAACUACUGAUCUUAUUUGUUGGCUCAUGCAACAGGUCUCGCUUGUGUGAGAAUCCUUCUGUUUAUCUCACUAGCGCACAGGAGGUUCAUGACCUCCUAGAUAAGUUGGAAGAGACGGCUCAAAAACUGAAGAACGCCGCCGAGAGCUUAGGUCGAACCAAGAGGCCCCAUCCAGAUGACGCUGACGAGGAACAGAAACUCCUCUUGCUCUUGUGGGACGCUAAGUCGGCGCUAUAUGUGCAAGCCGUGCAACUCUGGGCCGAACGCCAGCCACUCACCGACUCCAGAACAUUGGGCCGCCGUCUAGGAACAAAGUUGAGCAAAAAGAUUCAGAAGGCAAUCCAAAGUCGUCGUGGGCCAAUCAACAAACUCAUCGCGCAUUACAACACUCAAUUUGAUCAUUACGUGGCCAAGUUUCCAAGAGAAUGA
Molecule: messenger RNA, 432 nt
Organism: Puccinia triticina
Lineage: Eukaryota; Fungi; Basidiomycota; Pucciniomycetes; Pucciniales; Pucciniaceae
Exons: 2
Coding region: 1-432 (143 amino acids)
Source: RefSeq, a predicted model, not a curated record